AUGCAGGAGCCAACCCUCACCGACAUCCACAUUCGCUCCGUCCAGGACGCCCACAAGCUCUUCUACGCUGUCCAGCUCGGCCUCCUCGAGAAGAUCGACAAACGUCUCGACGCAAACGAGCGCAAUGCCCUCCGCCCGGGCAACGUCUACGUAUGGGAAGAGAAGGGUCCCACCGCAGACACGUUCAGCGUCAGCAUGGAGCGCUUCACUGAAGGUAAAUCAUGGACAGCAUCCCGCGUCAGAGACGACUUUCUUAUGUACUUUGAGGACCAGAAGAAGAAGGGUCGCGGUGACUCUCAACGCGCGAAAUCGUCCGAGAACCAAGUCGUCCGGCCAGGCGAGAGCGAUCAGUUCAUCAAGCUCACAUACUCGGUCUUCCGUGAUGACCCCGCCGAUCUGGGACAGUCCGACGAGAAGCAGAGGAAACCACGGAAAUGGCAUCUCAACGCGUACUUCACGAAACUCACCGAAGGUCAGCUGCGGACGAUCGACGACAUCCCAUUCCUCCGUGACCUGCAAGUCCCAGAGGGCACGUUUAAGAGCGCGCGAGCGAACAAAUCCGGCAAGAAUCGCGAUGCAUCAAAGUCCACGAACUCGAGCGUGAAGCGCACCUUCGCUCCCUUCCCCUCCAAUUUCCCGGCACACCGUACACAGGAUAUCCCCUCGGGUCGCGCGCCGUUACCUACCGCACCCCAGCCCACCAUGCUGUCCCCGGAUCAGAUUCCAAUUGGCAUCAUGCCCCUCGCCCUACCUCUCUCGCAACAGGAGCAUAUCCUGCAGUCCCUCCCACAGACUGGUUCUUCCAGCCUCAUACCCAUUGACGGGUCAUCAUACAUUCCACACGCUAUCGCCGCAUAUAUGACUGCGCCCUUCGUCUCUGAGCCCGCACUUGAUGCCUCGUGUAUACCGCCGUCACGCCAUUCUUCCGAUAUGUCCAUGUCCCCUUCACUCUCCGAUUUCUCGAAUGGAUCCUGGCCUUCUCCCAGCCCGUCGCACCGCAUGUCCGACUCGCCCUCCCAUUCUGCAUCUCCCGAUUCGCCAAUGGCGGAUAUCUUCGCGCCGUUGACGGACAACGGCCUGCCUUACGAGCCCGCGCCCGUCUCCGAGCAAGACGGCGGUCAGGCAGGCGGCGCACGCGUCGACCUCGCGCCGCUGAACUCGCUGCACCGCAGCCAUCCGUACCGUCGGAGCCCCAUCGACGACCGCGCGCUGCGCCUGCUCGGGCCCGGCGCACGUUGA
Sparassis crispa is the source of this 1239-nucleotide messenger RNA. RefSeq names its product cAMP-independent regulatory protein. The record is from RefSeq and is a predicted model, not a curated record. The transcript is spliced from 5 exons. Gene Ontology annotation, molecular function: DNA binding. Lineage: Eukaryota; Fungi; Basidiomycota; Agaricomycetes; Polyporales; Sparassidaceae. The coding region runs from base 1 to 1239 and encodes 412 amino acids.